UUGCUGAGAGAACAAGUUAUAAGCUCUCAGCAUUGCUAAACAACCUAACGAAAGGAGGAGCAGCUUAGAGGAGCCCUUCACUGAAUCAGCUGUCCUCUCUCUCUCUCUCUUUCUCUCACUCAGUUGACAGCCAAGCUCGUCAUACCAACAUCGAGGGGUCACUCCUGGGAACGCUGUUCUCUUUUAACGGAUACUUUAUGGGCUUAUUGUGUGUCAUUUAAAAUGACUGGGUUUUUUGAUACACACGUUGGGAUUUACUGAGAAUUUAACGAGUUAACCUACUGAAGUAGUUGAUGUGGGUCGACCAGGAGCUGCUGAGGAGAACUAACGUUAAGACAUGCAUCGCCUUCACUGCUACCUUCUUCUCUUCAUAGUUUGGCUCUCGUGCUCGGUCAGCGGGAGGCACCCGAACUGUCACUUCAUGUUUGAGCUGCAGUCGGCGGAGAAGGAGUGCCUGGCCAAGCUGGAAGAAGAGCAGGUCCCCGAGUCCAGAGGCUGCAGAGGCAUAUGGGACAACAUUUCCUGUUGGCACCACGCAGAGGUUGGGGAUGUGGUCGUCAAUACCUGCCCAGACUCGCUGAAAAACCUCUUCGGCCGGGACGGGAACAUCAGCAGGAACUGUACAGCUAAUGGAUGGUCGGAUGCUUACCCCAGCGUCAAAAGCGUGUGCUAUUCUGAAUCCAAGCCUGGCAAGCUGGUGUUCUACACUGUGGUGAAGACCCUGUACACGCUGGGCCACAGCCUUUCUCUCAUAGCGCUCAUCACCGGCAGCACCAUCCUCUGUCUCUUCAGGAAGCUUCAUUGCACCAGAAACUACAUCCAUCUGAAUCUCUUCUUCUCCUUCAUCCUAAGAGCGAUUGCUGUGCUUAUCAAGGAUGCAAUAUUGUUUUCCCACAAUGAGAACAUUCAGUGUCAUGAACAGCCCUCACUGGUUGGGUGCAAAGCCAGCUUGGUCAUUUUUAACUACUUCAUCAUGGCUAAUUUCUUCUGGCUGUUGGUGGAGGGCCUCUACCUGCACACUCUGCUGAUGGUGAUCUUCUCCAAGAACCGGCACUUCGUUGUCUAUCUCUUUAUCGGAUGGGGAUUCCCCACAAUCUUUGUGAUAGCGUGGAUCAUUUGCAGGAUAUACCUGGAGGACACAGGAUGCUGGGAGAGAAACGAUUCCGCAGUCAAUUGGCGGGUGAUCAACUGGCCAAUCAUGGCUUCUGUUUUAAUAAACUUUAUUCUGUUCAUUAGUAUCAUAAGGAUCUUGGUGCAGAAGCUGAGGUGUCCUGAUGUAGGAGGGAAUGACCAGUCUCAGUACAGAAGGCUGGCGAAGUCAACACUGCUGUUGAUCCCACUUUUCGGGGUUAACUAUGUUGUGUUUGUGUAUAUGAGUGAGGAGAACGAAAACGAAACCUUCAAACACAUCAAAAUAUUCUUUGACCUCGGCCUCGGAUCUUUUCAGGGAUUGGUUGUUGCCAUUUUAUAUUGCUUUUGCAACAGUGAGGUCCAGAGUGAGCUGAAGAGGAAGUGGAGGAGUGUGUGUCUGAAGCGCUACAUCGGCCGAGACUACCGUCUGCACAGCUCGUCCAUUUCUAGAAACGGCGCGGACAACGUGGCGCAGUUCCAUCGCAACUCCAGAGCCCAGUCCUUCCUCCAGACGGAGACCACCCUAGUGUGAGCCUGCUCUUACUCACGCACACACACACACACAUAGACACACACAUUUGUGUGCACACGCUCUCUGCAACUCUUCGUUUGGAGCAGCUGUACAGGAAAUACCAUUCACAAGGACCGGUGCACCAUUCUGUUGUUGUCUUAGUGCUAUUGACAAAUGAACUUAAGUCGUGCAGAUAUUUCUUAUGUUCUUGCUUUUGCUGCACGAUGUUCGGAGGAUGAAGCAGAUGAGGAGGAUGAGAGGACUUGGGCAUUCACCAUUUUAACAGUGUCUGUUACAAGGCAUGAGAGAAAUAAUGCCAAAUACUUUAAAUACUGUUUCCUGCACAUUGUUUAUUACCAAAUUUGUUUGCAGUGUCUGCUCCAAAAAAAAUGGACCAACAGCUGUUUUCUAAGUGUCUGUAUGGAAGCUUCACAGAGGAGGACCAGAUUACAUCAGCUGUGAUGUAUCACACAUUACGUUUUACAUUUCCACUGUUUGCAGCUCUUUACGACUUGUUUCUUCUCAUACAUGUAAACACAGAGGGAAAAAAAUGGCGUAGUUACAAAUGUUUUAUUUCCAAACCUCUUCUUUAUUACUCCAGCGCUCGUGUUAUACCAGGCUCGGAUUCGAGCGCAGUACUUAUGACCUUGUAAAUAUUUCUCGGCUCCUGGCUGUGUUCUGGGACGGUCAGACAGUCAGACACAGAACAGAGGCUUGACACCAGCCUUGUGGAAGCAUUAGGCGCAGUGUUUCCCAUGCUUCAGAGGCGACGAGCACGAGGCUCACGGUCUCUGACUGGCUCUGAAAAGCUCUCAAGAACAUUCUCUGUGACGCUUCAGGGCUAAAGACUGAACCGAGGCUGCGGUUACGCUGUGAUGCCUUGGUUCUCCACCAUGGUGAGCUCAUUAGGAACCGAUUACUGCUGGACGUGUUCACAUCAGCUCUCUUACAGACGAGGCCUUAACGUUCCAAAGGAUGAUUUCAUAAUGGCAGUGCUCUUCCUGCAUGAGGGGACAGCGUGUUUGCUCCACUCAAGUGGAGACGUGGAAGAACAAGCACAAAACCAAAGAUCUAAUCUUGCGCACGGAACAAAAUCUUACUGGUGAAGUAUGACUGGAGACAAGCUAAUAUGUAUAAACUGCAAUAUGAGUGUUAGUACAUUCACAGCCAUUUGUACUUGUAUAUGGAUUAUAAAGGGGAAUUUGUAUGAUUUUUCUUCUUACAUGCUCUUCACAUUUCAAUUCUUAAAUAUUUAAUGGUGUGAAAUUGUUCAUUGUGGAGAAACACACCAGCUUUGGCUUAUUUACCCUGGUGGUGAUAAGAACACACAGCAAUUUAGUUUAUCAUCUUAAGUCACUAGAGCAGGGAUUCCCUGGGAGUUUGCGACUCACAGCCAUCUUAACCCAUUGGAACACUUUCCAACACACUGACCCUGUGCAUGUGAAGCCCAGUAUUAGCACUAGCUUGUUAAUCUACUAUCUAUUUAGCUCAUGUGCCUGUCGUGUGAUUACUAUACCAAACCAACAACUCAACAAUCAACAGGUCAAGCUAACCAUGUUUUAUUUUGCUUAUAAAUUUACUAUAUCUGUUACUGUGUCUCUUAAAUUACAUUCUUUGAACUAUCUACAGCUCUGGAAAAACAAAGAGAACACUUCAGUUUCUGAAUCAGUUUCUCUGAUUUUGCUAUUUAUAGGUUUAUGUUUGAGUAAAAUGAACAUUGUGGUUUUAUUCUAUAAAAUACUGAUGACAUUUCUCCCAAAUUCCAAAUACAAAUAUUACAAUAUAGAGCAUUUAUUUGCAGAAAAUGAGAAAUGGUCAAUUAAACGAAAAAGAUGCAAAGCUUUCAGACUUCAAAUAAUGCAAAGAAAAUAAGUUCAUAUUAAUUUAGAAAAAAACAACAAAACUAAAGUUUUAUCUAUGAAAGAGUUCAGAAUCAAUAAUUGGUAGGAUAAUCCAGAUGUUUAUUCACAGAUUUUGGCAUGCUCUCUACCAGUCUUUCACACUGAUUUUGGGUGACAUUAUGCCACUCCCAGCACAAAAAUCGGCUACUUUACUUGGUCAUUUGUUUUUAAGCAUUUAUCCAUGAUGUGACCUAAACAUGUUCUGUUUUGCAAAUAAAUAUACUAAAUGUCUGUCACACCUUAAAUUACAUUUGCUGAACUAUCGUUAAAUUUGAAGAAUUUUUACUUGGUCUAUGGCCUUCUUGCAGUACCUCCACAGUCCACUGGGGACCCGCGGCCAAAGGAUGAAAUAUACUCCACUGGAGAGCCUAAACUGAUAAUCCAAGAUUCAUUGCACAGGAACUAGUGUCAUGCCCUAUGACUUUUGCUGUGUCCAAUUUUUGCACCAGGAGUGGCAAAGGUCACCCAAAAGCAAUGUGAAAGACUGGUGGAGAGCAUGCCGAGAUCUGUCCAGGAUUAGGCUUUGUAAAGCUAGUCCUCUAUGCCUGUUUCUUCUCACCACCACUGUAAAAUACUGUGUAGGUUUUUCUAGAAUGGAGCAGUUAAUCUCAAACCACUCUGGACGACUGUGUUUAUAUCUUUAACAUUUUAUUGGAAAAUGAAAAAAAUCUGUGGAAUUCUCCUCUAAGUUUAGUCUUGGAAUGAACCGCAAUGUCAGUGAUGAUUCACCAUUGCAAAUUCUUCUUAGGUCUGGGAAACUGGCCCUAAAUGUGAUAAAGUGUUGAUAAUGUAAUCCAAAGCUAUGCUGUUGAUGGUUUGUAGAUGUUUAGCUGAUGUUUAAGUAUUUACUACUCAUUCUGUCAUAAUCUGUGCUGGCCACAACCUUAAAGAUUGCCACAAUUCUAACAUAAAUAGGGCUGAAAAUAAGCCCAAGCCUUUAUAUUAAAUUCCUUAGAUAGUUUGCUAACAUUCGGAACAUCUGAAGGCCUUUAUCUACCAGAGUCAGUGCAAUUGAAUAGGGACGUAGUCCUGCGCAGGCAGAGGAAAAUUUUCUCCAGUAUAGAGAAAGUUGAAUUUUUCUUUUGUUGCACAUGUUGUCACAUUGUCUGUAGCUUUGGAAGCACUGCCGUGGGAACUAAGACUAAAGUGAAUGUUAACUUGU
This is a messenger RNA of Astyanax mexicanus (Mexican tetra), 4705 nucleotides long. It is a transcript of the gene vipr2, whose product is annotated as vasoactive intestinal peptide receptor 2. The coding region runs from base 338 to 1663 and encodes 441 amino acids. The transcript has 13 exons. NCBI's taxonomy places the organism in Eukaryota, Metazoa, Chordata, Actinopteri, Characiformes, Acestrorhamphidae. The record is from RefSeq and is a predicted model, not a curated record. Gene Ontology annotation, molecular function: peptide hormone binding; G protein-coupled peptide receptor activity; vasoactive intestinal polypeptide receptor activity. Gene Ontology annotation, biological process: cell surface receptor signaling pathway; adenylate cyclase-modulating G protein-coupled receptor signaling pathway. Gene Ontology annotation, cellular component: plasma membrane.